Molecule: messenger RNA, 687 nt
Organism: Funneliformis mosseae
Lineage: Eukaryota; Fungi; Glomeromycota; Glomeromycetes; Glomerales; Glomeraceae
Source: the annotation of a GenBank genome assembly
AUGUAUGAGGCUACACAAAGGACGAUUGGUCAUAAAAUCCGCGCAGUAACACAAAUUUCUCGUCAUCAUUCAAACUUGGAAAUUUCCAAUGGUAAAUUGAAACCAAUUUCUCGCUAUAUAAGUCGUACAUUUGUCAAAACACGUGGGUUUUCCUUAGUUCGGGUGUCACCCACAAUAUUUGCACAAUCCUUGAGACAUCAAAAUGUAGCUCGAUAUGCUACCGAAGCUAACUCAAAAGAAAAACUUCCUACACCUGGAAAAGAUGCAGCAGUUAACUCGCGUGUCGCUAGUCUUGUUGAUCAAAUCUCAUCAUUAACAUUAAUUGAAACUUCAGAACUAGUACAAUCAUUAAAGUCUCGUUUAAAUAUUCAAGAUGUUGUAUUUCCAACUGUUAACGUAGCUGCUUCAGCUGGUCCAUCUGCCGAAACUGCGGCUUCCGUUCCCGUUGAGGAAGAAAAAGCCCCUGAAAAAACUGAGUUCGUUGUUAAAUUAGAGAAAUAUGAUGCAGCUGCUAAAACAAAAAUUAUUCGCGAAAUCAAAAACAUUUUGCCCGGGACAAAUCUCGUGGAGGCCAAAAAAUUUGUCGAAAGUGUUCCAAAAGUUAUAAAAGAAAAUGUAAAUAAAGAAGAAGCAGAAAAGAUUAAAAAGACCUUGGAAGGUCUUGGUGGCACUGUAAUAUUAGAAUAA